ACCCGCCCCGGUACUUGCUGGGGCCGGCAGCAGCCUACGGUGCUUACUGGCACCGAGACUUCUUGGUACCGGAACCCGGGGCAUCGGGACUUAGCAGCACAAAGAGCAGGGACCCGGGACUUACCGGCACCGGGAAUUACCGGCACCGGCAGAGGGUGCUGCGCCAGCCUCGGGGACGCGGAGGGACCGGGGGUAUCGGCAUCGGGGUGACCCGCAGAGGCCCCGGCGGGAAGGACUGGCAGGGAAGGACCGGUACCGGAGUGGCAGAUGGGCAGGAGAAGUGGCACCGGAGAGGGGAACAGGCAUCGAGGCACCGGCAGCAGGGCAGCAGCGCAGGGGCUCACCAGAGAGACUGGGAGGACAGGAAAAGGGGUGGUCCCAGCACCGGGGAGCAGGAAGGUGGCACCGGAGGGAUGAGGACCUGCCCGCGCUGCUGACGCCCUCCGCCGAAGCCCAGAUGGUGCAGUCGCUGGGCUUUGCUGUGUACCGGGCGCUGGAUUGGGGGCUGGACGAGAACGAGGAGCGAGAGCUGAGCCCGCGCCUGGAGCAGCUCAUCGACCUGAUGACCAACAGCGACUCGGAGGACAGCGGCUGCGCCACGGCCGACGAGGGCUAUGGGGGGCAGGAUGAGGAGGAGGAGGGGGGCGAGGGCCCGCCUCGCUCCGUGCGCACCUUCGGGCAGGCCAUGCGCUGCUGUGCCGCCCGCCUGGCCGAUCCCGCCGGCGCCCCGGCUCACUACCAGGCUGUCUGCCGCGCCCUCUUCGCAGAGACCGUGGAGCUCAUGGCCUUCCUCGCCAAGAUCCGCGAUGCCAAGGAGCUACUGCAGAAGCUGAAGGAGGAUGAGGAAGAGGAGGAGCGGCCGGCGGCAGAGCUGGGCAACCUGCGCAACACAGACUGGGCCCGGCUGUGGGUGCAGCUGAUGAGGGAGCUGCGGCACGGUGUGAAGCUGAAGAAGGUGCAGGAGAAGCAGUUCAACCCUCUGCCCACCGAGUACCAGCUCACGCCCUUCGAGAUGCUCAUGCAAGACAUCCGUGCCCGCAACUACAAACUCCGCAAGGUCAUGGUGGAUGGAGACAUCCCCCCCCGGGUGAAGAAAGAUGCUCACGAGCUCAUACUCGACUUCAUUCGCUCCCGGCCCCCCCUGAAGCAGGCAUCAGAGCGGCGGCUGCGGCCGCUGCCCCAGAAGCAGAGGACGCUCCACGAGAAGAUCCUGGAGGAGAUCAGGCAGGAGCGGAAGCUCCGGCCCGUGGAACAGAAAGGAUACAGCUCCUUGCCCUGCAUCCCACACGCCUGUGCUGGCCGCCUGAGCUCCAGCUCCUGCCUCGAGCUGUCCCGGUGCCCAGCCAGCGCCGUGCCCCCGCGCCCACGGCCACGCGUCCUGCUCAAGGCACCCACCCUGGCUGAGAUGGAGGAGAUGAACCUCUCCGAGGACGAGGACUCUCCGGCCACGGAGGUGCCGCUGAAGCGGGAUCGCUCCUUCUCAGAGCGGGACCUGGCACAGCUGCAGAGCCAGCUGGGGGGUGACCAGGCUGUGCCCCAGGACCCAGAGCCGCUACAGCCUGAGCCCCGGCCCCGCUCAGGCUCUGUCCCUGCCAGCUGCCACCCACUGCCAGAUGGCCCAGCACUGCCCAGGGCUGCCCUCGGCGCUGUGGAGGAGAGGCCAGAGGAUGGAUCCAGCGCUGCCCCUGCCAGCAGCUCCAAGCACCUCUGGCUGGAGUUCAGCCACCCCGUGGAGAGCCUGGCCCUGACUGUGGAGGAGAUGAUCAACGUGCGCAGGGUGCUGGUCAAGGCUGAGAUGGAGAAGUUCCUGCAGAGCAAGGAGCUGUACAGCAGCCUGCGGAAGGGGAAGGUCUGCUGCUGCUGCAGGGCCAAGUUUCCUCUUUUCUCCUGGCCCACGUCAUGUUUCUUCUGCAAAAGGUCUGUCUGUAGCUCCUGCAGUCUAAAGAUGAAGAUGCCUUCCAAGAAGCUGGCUCACAUCCCCGUCUACGCGCUGGGCUUCGAGAGCCUGCCGGGCUCGCUGCUGCCCAAGGCCCCGCCGCUGCGCCGGAGGGAGCCCUUCCACUCGCUCUCGGGGCCGUGCUGGCGCCGGGUGGAGGAGGAAUUCCCGCACAUCUACGCCCAGGGCUCGGUCCUGCGCGACGUCUGCUCCGACUGCGCCGGCUUCGUCACCGACGUGGUCAGCUCCAGCCGCCGCAGCGUGGCCGUGCUCAACGCCAGCGCCGCGUCCCGGCGCCACGCCAAGGCUCGCUCCCUCUACAGCGACGCGUGGCUCAAGUGAAGGGCCGGGAGCCCCGGUGACGGUCGCCACGGGGGUGCCGGUCACCCCGGCACAGCCCCCCGAUGUACAUAUAUACAUAGGAUGGAUACACACAGCUUCUAUAUUUAUAUACAUUAUGGACCAGGGGUCAAAAGGACCCGUUCCCGCUGUCCCCGCCGUCCCCUUCUGUCCCUGCCGCCAGCCUCCGAGGGGAUGCAUCCUGCUGUGGGACACCUGCAGCCCCCGGGAGGACGGAUCCCGCUGCGGGACAGCUCUUGAGGGAUGGAUCCUGCUGUGGGACACCCACAGCCCCUGCGUUCGCCCCCCGGCCCCGCUUCUGUGCCAAGCCCUGGCUGUGCCGGGGUGCCCGGUGCCCUGGGCUGGCAUGGCUGUUCUGUAUGUCCCCUCCAUAAUAAACCCGCUGGGCUGCCCUGGG
This is a messenger RNA of Catharus ustulatus (Swainson's thrush), 2693 nucleotides long. It is a transcript of the gene SPIRE2, whose product is annotated as spire type actin nucleation factor 2. The record is from RefSeq and is a predicted model, not a curated record. The transcript is spliced from 15 exons. Gene Ontology annotation, cellular component: cytoplasmic vesicle membrane; cell cortex. Lineage: Eukaryota; Metazoa; Chordata; Aves; Passeriformes; Turdidae. Gene Ontology annotation, biological process: Golgi vesicle transport; actin filament polymerization; establishment of meiotic spindle localization. Gene Ontology annotation, molecular function: actin binding. The coding region runs from base 458 to 2278 and encodes 606 amino acids.